AUGCCGGUAGAAAACGACGGGAAUUUCAGAGCGUUACUUCGUUAUGCCCUAGACAACGGCGAUCAAGCUUUGGCCAAUCAUUUAAAUACUGCGGGUGCGAAUUCAACGUAUUUAAGCUAUCGUAUUCAAAAUGAAAUAAUUGAUGCAGCAGGGAAACAAAUAACGACGAAUAUUGUGCAACGUGUAAACAAAUCUAGAUAUUUUUCUGUCAUUGCUGACGAAAGUACGGAUGUGAGUGGCAUUGAACAGUUUUCAAUAUGCGCUCGAUUUGUCGAUAAAAUGGACGAAUACAAAAUUCGAGAAGACUUUUUGUGCUUUAUCCCUGUUGAGGACGUUACCGGAAAGGGGCUUGCAAAUACGUUGCUGACCACGAUGGAAAACAUUGGCAUAAACCUGGCCAAUAUGAGAGGGCAAGGCUAUGAUGGGGCGCGUGCAAUGAGCGGAAAAUUCAACGGCUGUGCUGCUAAAGUUCGAGAACUAUAUCCGGAAGCUAUUUACGUCCACUGUGCUAAUCAUAAUUUGAAUUUGGCUAUUACACAUGCGUGCAAAAUAUCGUCCAUCCGAAAUUGCAUAGGCACAAUUAAAGAGGUUGUAAAUUUUUUUCGUCUAUCCAAUAAGGCAGGUCUAGUUUUAAAAGAAAAAAUCCAAGUGUCUUGCCCAAGUGCGAAACAAACACGUCUUCUUAAAUUUUGCGAAACGAGAUGA
Macrosiphum euphorbiae (potato aphid) is the source of this 705-nucleotide messenger RNA. Lineage: Eukaryota; Metazoa; Arthropoda; Insecta; Hemiptera; Aphididae. The record is from the annotation of a GenBank genome assembly.